GCUAUGGCGAGUGAUUCUGACAUGAGUAGCUGGACCGAUCUUCUCCAUUCUUCAACGAAACUGCUCGAACAAGCGGCUCCUUCUGCUCAGUUUCCUCCUCUUCAGAGGAACUUAGAUCAGUUAGAAGCAUUAUCUAAGAAGCUCAAGGCAAAAACUGUUAGAACAGAGGCUCCUUCUCAGUCUAUUGCUGCCACAAGGUUACUUGCACGUGAGGGAAUAAAUGCGGAACAGCUUGCUCGGGAUUUGAAAUCUUUUGAAUUGAAGACAACAUUUGAGGAUGUUUUCCCUGCCGAGGCAACUAGCAUUGAAGAAUAUUUGCAGCAGGUUCAUGAAAUUGCAAUGGUGUCGGCAAUCCAAGAAGCUCAGAAGGAUAACCUCAGAAGUUUCAAUGAUUACAUGAUGAAAGUUCAGCAGGAGGACUGGCAAAAAGAAAAACGUGACUUUCUUCAGAGCCUAAGCCGAAUUUCAACACUACCCAAGACUAACAUGAUUGAUACAAGCACAGGGGGAACUCGUUCAGGUCAAAUAGUGUCCGUGACUUCUAGUCCACAUAUUUCCUCAGGGCCAUCUAGCAUGGAGCUUGUACCCUUAGCUAACAAGCCUGUCCAAGAGAAAAAAGCAACUGUCUAUGCUGAAGUUGUGAAGAACCUAAACAAUGCGAGAGAGCGAGGAUUACCAUUUAAACCUGCAGCAGCUUUUAGGAGUGCUUAUGAAAGUUUGGGCGUUGUAGUAUCUGGUGGAAAAUCAGUUAACAUACAGAAAAUAUGGCACCUUCUUCAGAUGAUGAUGGGUGAGGAUGCAACUUUGCAACGAAAUGUUUCUAGAAAGAUGUCAUUAGUAAUUGGUGCGAGGCGUCAUCUGGAGUGCGGGCAUGAGAAAUAUAUUAUGGAUACGAUACAAAGCCAUCCUGCGCAAGCUGCUCUAGGUGGAACUGUUGGAAAUUUGCAAAGAGUCCGCGCCUUUCUUCGGAUUCGAUUAAGGGAUUAUGGAGUUCUAGAUUUUGAUGCUGGUGAUGCUCGUAGGCAGCCUCCAGUUGAUACCACUUGGCAGCAGGUUUUAUUUGAUUGUUAUUACUGUUAA
Messenger RNA from Pistacia vera, 1080 nucleotides. Its product is annotated as nuclear pore complex protein NUP93A-like. Gene Ontology annotation, molecular function: structural constituent of nuclear pore. Lineage: Eukaryota; Viridiplantae; Streptophyta; Magnoliopsida; Sapindales; Anacardiaceae. Gene Ontology annotation, biological process: poly(A)+ mRNA export from nucleus; protein import into nucleus. The coding region runs from base 4 to 1080 and encodes 358 amino acids. The transcript is spliced from 10 exons. Gene Ontology annotation, cellular component: nuclear pore. The record is from RefSeq and is a predicted model, not a curated record.